This is a messenger RNA of Harpegnathos saltator (Jerdon's jumping ant), 2377 nucleotides long. Its product is annotated as keratin, type II cytoskeletal 3. The transcript is spliced from 8 exons. The record is from RefSeq and is a predicted model, not a curated record. Bases 813 to 2042 code for a protein of 409 amino acids. Lineage: Eukaryota; Metazoa; Arthropoda; Insecta; Hymenoptera; Formicidae.
CUCUCUCCUUCCACGGGUUCUUUUAAAAAAUUAAAUCCAACAUGGCAACUGCCGGGUGGUAUUGGCGGGAUCAACUGUGCUGUCCUCGGUCUCUUGACCAAGCCAAAGGCGAACUAAUUAUUUUCGUCACCAGUAAAACAGUGAGAUUUAAGACCUCUUGAUCACGUUGCAAUCAGUUUUAUCUGACCAUAGAACUGCAUGAGAACGGACAAAGAUAGUGGAACUGAUUUAUUGUCGAUUAUACAUUACCUUUCGAAUCGUCAACAGAAUUUUACAUGAGAUAGAUUACACCAGUAUUGCUGAAACGUCCAUUAGAAUGGAGGAUGAUACAAAAGAAGCUGCAUCGGAAACAAUGUUGCGAAAUUUAUUUUGUAAAACACGAAAGGGAUGAAAUACAUCGUCAGAUCCAGAAGAGAACGACGGAACGAAUUGGCAAAAUGCUCGCUAUUCAUUUUCGACGACGUCCGAUCACCUAAACGUAAACGUAAAAUCUAUGAGCUCGAAGGAACGGGGGCGUGAAAGUGACAGAAGUUAUUUGUUUUUUACCGCAAAGAAGCUCCACGUUCGCCCCUGGAGGGUGAAUAUGUGCCAGCAUCUCAAGCAUGACCCUCAUAUAAUAGGUGAAACUUGGGAAAUUAGAGAGCCACUUUCGUGUCUUCUCCGCAGCGAACGGUCAACGAAUUCGUCGCGUCUCGACGUCGGAACUGAUUUGCAUAAUUCGAGAACUCGGCGCCCGAAGCAUUUCGAACUUGACUGGGAAGUGCGUCAAGUAUUCGAGGCCUCUGAUUCGGACAUUUUCAUCCGUCACUACUAUGACGCGCCUCCUGAUCCUCUCUGUCGUCUUGGGUGUUUGUUGUGCGUUGGCGGAGAAAACUGAACUCCAGACUACAAGCGAACUUUCGAAGAAAAUCUCGAAGGAAGAUCGACUUCCGACGAGCGUCGUUCGCGCGAAGAACUCGUCACAGCUGAUCCUCGAUACGAACGAUGACGAAGAGCUGAAGAAGACGGAUAAAAAGCCAAGAACCGUCAUACAUCGUGACUCGAACGUCGAUUCAAGAGGUUCCAGCUGCUGCGACACCAGACACAGUUCCAGCAGAUUCGCGCGACCCGACCACAAUUACAACAAACUCCCCUUGGAGAGCGGACGGUAUCCUUCCCAAUAUAACGAGCGAUAUCCUAUCGACAGAUAUGGGUGGCAAACUCAAGCUCCAGCUCGACCUCCAGCUUCCACCACGAGCGGCGGCGGCAGACCUUCGGGAGGCGGCGGAAGUUACGGCGGAAGCGGAGUUUACGUGGGGAGCCAAUCGAGUGACAGGUUUGGACCACGACCGGUGUACGGAAGUGAGGGCACUAGCAAACCUUUGAGCUACGGCUCGGGAAACACCGGCGGCUACGGCUAUAGCUCAAACGGUUACGGGAGCUACGGCAGACCAACCGGAUUCGGAGGCAGUGGCGGUGGCUAUGGGAUUUCGGGAACCUUAGCCGACGGUGAUGAAUUCGGUCCUGGCGAUCCCGUCUUCUCGGAUGGUAGUGUGCCGCAACAUCCCGGAAAUAUUCAGGCGCAAAAGGCUGUGGCUUUGAAAGCUCUAGCUGGUGUUGCGUUGAUCGGCGCAGCGGCAGCGUUAGCUUCGAAUCCGGUGCUUUUACCAAUCGGCAUUGUGGCAGGGAGGAGAAAGAGGUCGGAGAGCUUCUAUGAGGACGUGCAGUCCGAAGUUCAAAUGGAUUACAUCGUGAACAUGCUGAGAGAACAUUUGGCUAAAAUACAAAAAGGCGGUUCCAGCAACCGACUGAUCGUCUCCCCAAGAUGCGUCGCUAGACUUACCUGCGAGAUCCAAAAGAAUUACCUCUCCGACCUCAACAAGGACGUCGAGAUCGUGAACACGCAACGGAGACAGUACCUUGCCGACUUAAUACGAAACAACGUGCUCAACACCGCAUCCGUGAGCACGAACGUGAAGAACCUGAUCAAAUUAGCUGUCGACGUCGCGACAGAGGAUAGAAACUGCAACAUGUUCACCUGUAGUUACAUAAGGAAAGGUUAAAUGUGUGAAGAUUGCUUUAAAGUAUCGUAUUAUUACAUAUCGUUUGUUCAAUCGUUUCACAAGUAAAUAAACACGCGUAUACAUAAACGGGAAUGUGAAAUUAUUCGAUACGAUCGUCGAUGACAUAGUAUCGUCUUGGUAUUACAACUCAAAAAAAACAUUUUAUUUGAGAUUCAUUCAUUCGUUCGUUGUUCAUUCUGUUCCACGACUUAUGUAUGCGAUCGUGCACAUGUCGCAGAAAGGAAAAUUUUUUAACGUUUCCAGCAGAGGUAGAAUAUUUUAGAAGAUAAAAUAAUAUGUAAGAAUGAAAUUUUUCUCGAUGUUUUAAUUACACA